Messenger RNA from Thalassophryne amazonica, 4709 nucleotides. It is a transcript of the gene diaph2, whose product is annotated as diaphanous-related formin 2. Bases 281 to 3694 code for a protein of 1137 amino acids. NCBI's taxonomy places the organism in Eukaryota, Metazoa, Chordata, Actinopteri, Batrachoidiformes, Batrachoididae. The record is from RefSeq and is a predicted model, not a curated record. Gene Ontology annotation, biological process: actin filament polymerization; actin cytoskeleton organization. Gene Ontology annotation, cellular component: cytoplasm; actin filament. The transcript has 31 exons. Gene Ontology annotation, molecular function: microtubule binding; actin binding; small GTPase binding.
ACGGUUGGUUGCGGUGGUACGUUGUGGAUGGCAUAUUUAAAGACUGACCGCUGAUCUGAGCAAGACAAGCUGCGACCACACCUCUUCAAGCUGUUUCCUCCAGAACUUGGAUAUAGUACUCAGGGAUCUAUUUGGAAAUAGUUUUUUUUUUUUUCCAUGGAAUGGGUUUUGAAAAGACAUAACCCAGAGUCCUUGUGGUACAUGUGUCGCUCAAAGUUUGCUGGUGGAGUUUGCCAACUUUUGAAGAGUUCACAUAAAGCGUUUCAGAAGUAAAUUCAACAUGGAUCAAGCCAGUGGUGGAGAGGAUCCAAGUAAACCAUCUAAAAAGAAGUCAAGUGAGGAUGAGGGUAAAAACAAAAAGCUGAAUAUACACAUUAAAACAUUGGCUGAUGAUAUGCGCGAUCGCAUUACCAGUUUCAGGAAAACAGGAAUGAAGAAGGAGAAACCUCUGAUACAGCAUCCUACAGAUCCCCUCUCUCCCCAAGCUGAACUGCCCAUACCUCAGCCUCUGUUUGAUGACCGCUCCAUGAACCUUUCAGAAAAAGAGAUCAUCGACCUCUUUGAAAAGAUGAUGGAGGACAUGAACCUGAAUGAGGAGCGCAAAGCCCCUCUGCGUGGAAAGGACCUGAGCACCAAACGUGAAAUGGUUGUUCAGUACAUCUCAGCCACUGCCAAAUCUAUAACUGGGAGCAAAGUUGCGGGAGGGCUAAGGAACAGCAAACAUGAGUGCACACUUUCAUCCCAGGAAUAUGUCCAUGAAUUACGUUCCGGCAUCACAGAAGAAAAGCUGCUUAACUGUCUGGAGUCCCUCAGAGUGUCCCUUACUAGUAACCCUGUCAGCUGGGUGAAUAACUUUGGUCAUGAGGGACUUGGCCUUCUUCUUGACACUUUGGAGAAACUGCUGGACAAGAAACAGCAAGAAAAUAUUGACAAACGGAAUCAGCAUAAGCUCAUACAGUGUUUGAAGGCUUUCAUGAACAAUAAGUAUGGACUGCAAAAGAUUCUUGGAGAUGAGCGGAGCCUGUUGCUUCUGGCACGAGCAGUUGACCCCAAACAGACGAACAUGAUGACAGAGAUUGUAAAAAUCCUUUCUGCUGUCUGUAUUAUUGGGGAGGAAAAUAUCUUGGAUAAGAUUCUUGCUGCCAUGACAAUUGCUGCAGAAAGGAAUCAUAAAGAGAGAUUUGCUUCGAUUGUGGAAGGACUGGAGAACCACGAGGCCCAGCAGCUCCAGGUUGCUUGUAUGCAGCUGAUUAACGCCCUUGUUACUUCACCUGAUGACCUGGAUUUCCGGAUACACCUGCGCAAUGAGUUUCUCAGAUGUGGCCUCAAGAAGACUCUGCCUGAGCUAAAAGAGACAGAGGAGCUUGACAUCCAGCUGAAAGUGUUCAAUGAGAACAAGGAGGAGGACUCUAUCGAACUCUCUCAUCGUCUCGAUGACAUUCGUGCUGAGAUGGAUGAUAUGAAUGAGGUUUACCAUCUCCUGUCCAACAUGGUGAAAGACACCGGAUCAGAGCCCUACUUUCUGUCAGUCCUUCAGCACCUCUUGCUCAUCCGGAAUGACUAUUACAUCAGGCCUCAGUACUACAAGGUGAUUGAAGAAUGCGUGUCUCAGGUGGUGCUGCACCGCAGUGGUAUGGAUCCAGACUUUGGCUACAGCAGAAGAUUGGAUGUGGACUUCACCCAUCUGAUCGAUCAGUGUGUGGACAAAGCCAAAGUUGAAGAAAGUGAGCAGAAGGCUACCGAGUACUCCAAAAAGUUUGAUGAGGAGUUCAGCGCACGGCAGGAGGCACAGGCUGAGUCUCAAAAGAAAGAAGAGCGAAUCAAAGAGUUGGAGGGACAGAUACAGACCCUGCAGUCUCAGUUAACUAUUGAAAAAUACAAGCUCAAAGAGGCUCAGAGGCUCAUCACUGAAUCUGAUGCCAAGAUUGCUGCUGGCCCAGCCGCAGGUGGAGCAGGGGUUCCACCUCCACCUCCUCCUCCACCCCCACCUCCUCCAGGUGGCGGCCCACCACCCCCUCCACCUCCUCCUCCUCUUCCUGGCAUGACUAGCAUUCCACCACCACCUCCUCUUCCAGGUGGAGGGCCUCCACCUCCCCCACCACCUCCUGGGUGUGGACCACCACCUCCUCCACCUUUUAUGGGUGGACCUGGUAUGCCCCCUCCACCCCUAAUGAAGCCUGUUGAAAAACUGCCUUAUGGACUAGAGCCCAAGAAGACCUACAAGCCUGAAUCUGUAAUGAAGAGGGUCAAUUGGACCAAGAUAGUGCCUCAGGAAAUGGCAGAGAAUUGCUUCUGGAUCAAAGUCAAAGAAGAGAAGUUUGAGAAUCCUGACCUAUUUGCUCAGCUCUCCCUGUGCUUCUCCUCAAAGACCAAAGCAAUGAAUAAAGCAGUUGAUGAGCCUGAUGACAGAAUGCUACAAUUCAAGAAAAAGGCAAAAGAGCUUCACAUCCUGGAUCCUAAAACAGCACAGAAUCUUUCAAUUUUCUUGGGUUCGUUCCGCCUGCCUUAUGAGGAGAUCCGGGACAUCGUGCUGCAGGUAGACGAGGAAAGGCUCAGCGAAUCACUCAUUCAGAACCUGAUAAAGAACUUGCCAGAGCAGAAAGAGCUAAGUGCACUCGCGGAACUAAAGAGCGAAUAUGAUGAGCUGGUGGAGUCGGAGCAGUUUGGCAUCGUGAUGAGUUCGGUAAAGCUCCUACGUCCACGCCUCAAUAACAUUCUGUUCAAGCUAACGUUUGAGGAGCAGGUGAAUAACAUCCGGCCGGACAUCAUGAAUGUGACGUUUGCCUGUGAGGAGGUGAAGAAGAGCGAAAGCUUUACCAAGCUGCUGGAAUUUGUGUUGCUGAUUGGAAAUUACAUGAACGCUGGCUCAAGGAAUGCGCAGACAUUUGGAUUCAACAUCAGCUUCCUCAGCAAGCUCCGAGACACUAAAUCCAUCAGUCAGAAUACAACACUCCUUCAUUUUCUGGCUGAAAAGUGUGAAGAAAAGCACCCAGAGAUUUUGAAGUUUCCAGAAGAACUGGAGCAUGUGGAAAACGCGAGUAAAGUGACUGCGGACAUCUUGAACAGCAGUUUGAACACCAUGGAACGCCACAUUAAGAGGCUUGAAAAUGACAUCCAGAACUUCCCCAAAACAGAUGACCAACAAGAUAAGUUUGUGGAAAAGAUGUCUGGUUUCUGCAAGCAUGCACGGGAGCAGUACGAAAAACUCUCCAUCAUGCAUAAGAACAUGCAAAAGCUCUACGAGACCAUAGGCAAUUUCUAUGCCUUUGACCCUCACUCAGUCAGCAUUGAGGAUUUCUUCGGAGAAUUGGCCAGUUUUCGUCUUCUGUUCAUGGAAGCAGUGAAGGAGAACCACAAGAAGCGAGAGAUGGAGGAGAAGAUCAAGAGAGCCAAGCUGGCGAAGGAGAAAGCAGAGCGUGAGAAGCUGGAGCGCCAGCAGAAGAAGAAGCAGCUGAUUGACAUGAACAAAGAGGGAGAUGAAACAGGCGUGAUGGACAGCCUUAUGGAAGCCCUACAAUCAGGAGCAGCCUUUCGUGAUCGCCGAAAACGGACUCCGCGCAACGGUGAUCAAAGUCCCUCCAGUCCAGCCUCUCGAUGGCCGGGUGUUAACUAUGGUAACAGAACCCUAGACAACCGCCGCGCUGUCCUGGAAAGGUCUCGUUCACGCCACAACCCAAAUCACCAGGCUCGAUGAUCACCCACGUCUGCUGUAAGACGCUAGAUAAGUGCCAAAGAGGCCUGUGAGGUGGAAACCUGGAAAACGUCAAAAGGAAGAAACAAGCACCGCUCAUUGUGGCGCACGCACACACAUGCACACACACACAUGAAAAUGCUCAAUAACAGUACUUCACAUUAAGUAAUCACGCUGUUCAAGCAAUGCCUUAUAAAUCUACGUUAUUUUGCCGCCACACUCUCUUCUGACAUUUUGUUUAACCGAUAAGGGGGAAAAAAAUCGCUUCUUUAUGGUGGCUGCAGUUUGAAGUGAAACCUUUACAUUGCUCCCAUAUGCAUUCCUAAUGAAAAUAUUACAAAUCGCUCACACUGUUGACAUGAUGUGGAGAUAUAUAUAUAUAUAUAUAUAUAUCAAGAAUAAACAAUUUGCUGAGAAGGACUGCACCACAAUGUAUGAUUAUGCAUCACGGUAAAAGAACGCAGCGCACACACACACACAUGGCUGCGAGAAGGGGCGGCAGGCCAGAUGUACUUAGAACAGGAGAUGGGAAUUUUCUCCAUCAAGCGCUCAGAGGGAUCUUUCUUUUUCGAUUGGUCUCGUCCUUGAACCUGCAUUCAAAUAGUUUCUAGCUGUAAAUGUACUGUAUCAAGACUCCAGACGAAUAAUUUAAUUUCAUCUUUCUCCCUCUCUGUAUCCCACAAAGCCACGCCGACUGGCCCUUGUCCACGCAGAGCAUUCAGAGCAUGUGACUCACAAAUCUGCAGAGUCUGUAACUAUAAUUUCCAUUUUGCCCGAGUUGCAUUUAUUUUUAGUCCACCAGUAUCGCACACGCCUAAGGGUGGUGAGAUCGGUCUCAAGGUCGUUUUUGCUGUUAACACGAGAGACAAGAGACUGACACAUUUUUAAAUGCAUUUAACAGCCAGGAAGAGCUGAACCUGUGACCUUUCCGACAGUCACACAGGAGGUUCAGCCGGGGAAACUGUUGAUAAAAGUAAGACGUCUUUUUAAUUUACAGCUUUUAAUUCUCGUGUAAUUU